This is a messenger RNA of Myotis davidii, 1303 nucleotides long. It is a transcript of the gene NTAQ1, whose product is annotated as WDYHV motif containing 1. Gene Ontology annotation, molecular function: protein-N-terminal glutamine amidohydrolase activity; protein-N-terminal asparagine amidohydrolase activity. NCBI's taxonomy places the organism in Eukaryota, Metazoa, Chordata, Mammalia, Chiroptera, Vespertilionidae. The transcript is spliced from 6 exons. The record is from RefSeq and is a predicted model, not a curated record. Gene Ontology annotation, cellular component: nucleus; cytosol. The coding region runs from base 1 to 564 and encodes 187 amino acids.
AUGGAGGCAGAAAUUGGAGUGAUGCAUCGUGAAGAAAAUAUUUGGAAGCUCUGUGAAUACAUCAAGAACCACGACCAGUAUCCCUUAGAGGAAUGCUACGCUGUCUUCAUAUCUAAUGAGAGGAAGAUGAUUCCUAUCUGGAAACAGCAGGCAAGACCUGGAGAUGGGCCUGUGAUCUGGGAUUACCAUGUUGUCUUGCUUCACGUUUCAAGUGGAGGACAGAGCUUCAUUUAUGAUCUCGACACUGUCCUGCCAUUUCCCUGCCUCUUCGACGCUUAUGUGGAAGAUGCCUUUAAGUCCGAUGAGGACAUCCAUCCCCAGUUUAGAAGGAAAUUUAGAGUUAUCCGCGCAGAUUCUUACUUGAAGAACUUCGCUUCUGAUCGAUCUCACAUGAAAGAUUCCAGUGGGAACUGGAGAGAACCUCCUCCGUCAUAUCCCUGCAUUCAAACUGGAGAUUCCAAAAUGAACCUGAAUGAUUUUAUCAGUAUGGAUCCCAAGGUAGGGUGGGGAGCUGUUUACUCGCUGUCUGAAUUUGUACAUCGUUUUGGCAGUCAGAACUACUGAACUUGACAUCCGGAUGUAGAACAUGGAGCAGUGCUGGGACACGGGCAGUAAACUUCCUGGUACAUUUGGUUUGCAACUGUGUUUUCUUCUUUUAAUUCAUUUCACUUGAAACAUGAAUGAACAAAAACAGAAAACCUUUUUUUUUUCAUCUGUCAGGUUGAAAUUUGAUGUAGUGUAUAUAUUUGCCAAGAUAGUCCUAAUGGCUCAUUUGUUAAAACAUGUGAUGACUUAUGCCAGUAAUUGCUUUCGCUGUGAUAGAGGGGUAGGCUUUGUGUCUGUUCUGGAUGUUAAGUUCUUCCCCAGCUACACUGUAAGCUCCUGGCGGGCAGGGCUGUGUGGCUCAUUGCACAGCGGAUCUCUAAUACCCAUGAAAGGUGGCCAGAUGAUGUUUGUGAUUGUGUGGCUGCUUGAAGAGGGCUGAUACUGUGAGCUGAAUCAGCAGUAAGUAUUAGUCUUUUUGGACUAUUAAGUUCUUUAAAAAGAUUAUAGCUCUCUCAGGUUUGAAUGUACUUUGGCCUAUUUGUAUGUGUUUUUUUAAAAAAAAAUAAAAUUGAUUUAAAAUCAAUUUUGAUUUUAAAGAUUUUGUGUCGUUUUUGAAGACUUGAGAGAUGCCCAAGAAUAUUCUUAUUUGUAGAUGGAACUGUGGCUUUAAAAUACAUUUAUCAAUCUUCCUUCUUGAAGAUGUGUUGGAAAUUUGGCUUUCAUCAUAUAAUUCCAAAUAAAAGAUGUUUGGUGUUAA